AUGCCCUCCCCUCUCAGAAUCCAAAUCCCUUGCCCUCGCUGGCAGCGCAAUCGGAACUGUCCUCCUGGGCUUUGGAGCCAACGCUAUUAUUCGUCCAACAACGCGCUCUCCUUCUUUGAAUUCAACCCACCGGCCUUGUCCACCGACAAAAACUUUGUCGACAGUCUGAUGGACGCCUAUGGCGUUCGCGAUAUCUCCAUGGGACUGGCGGUCUUCUUCACCGCGUACUUCGGCACCCGAAAGGCCAAGGGCUCUGUGGGGACACUGGAGAUAUGCGCCGAUGGUGCUGGUGGUGGGAAGUUUGUUGCCCGGUGCUUUGGAUUAGAAUGUGAAGGAGGAUGUUCUUGUCGGUUAACUAUAAACGGUGAACUUACACUUCUGGUCAUGGCGGAUGUUGACUUGUCCUGA
Messenger RNA from Aspergillus tanneri, 408 nucleotides. Its product is annotated as DUF4267 domain-containing protein. The transcript is spliced from 3 exons. The coding region runs from base 1 to 408 and encodes 135 amino acids. Lineage: Eukaryota; Fungi; Ascomycota; Eurotiomycetes; Eurotiales; Aspergillaceae. The record is from RefSeq and is a predicted model, not a curated record.